GUUGGGGCAGGCUUGCCUGCUUGAAGGUGAAAGACAAGGGAGGCUCGCGCAGUACCUGUUUCAAGUGUCAGGCCUUAGCAUAAGGCAGUGAAAACGGCCGCUCUGCCGACGAUAUGCUUGCAGUUCCGUGGUUGAUUGGCUGGGCUCUCAAGCCCUACAUUCAAAUUAACGACCAGGCAGAUGCUACGAAGUCGGAGAAGAGACUCUCUGCUGCUGUUGCCAAGGCCCAGUUAUCUUCCCUUGUUGUAGAUAGCGGCUCCAAUCCGACACCAGGAGGCAGCUCAGCAUCUGAUGAGCCUGCCCCACAAGAAAAACUCAUACAGGCAACAGUUGUCUCAAAAACUGCCGCAGUCAAACCUACUCACUCAGCAACAGCAGGACCGAGUAGGAUCCCACAGAUCGUGAAGCCACAGCAGUCAGAAAGCCCACCGGAUUCGGGUUACACCACUAAGGUCAGCACGCACAGCAUCACGCUGAAAAUGAGCAGUGAGUGGGCUCAGCAGCAGAUCGAGCAGUUUCGCUUCACCUUCGAGGAGGCUGACCACGACAAGAGCGGAUGGCUGUCCUUUGCCGAGGUCCUCAACGUCCUGGAAAAGGCUGGCUUCAAAGGCACGCCAGAAGAGGCAAAGAAAAUCUUUGGUCACUUUGACCUUAACCAGGAUGAGAAAAUCACGCGCGAUGAGUUUGUUGUGGCCAUGAACAACCUGCCUCGCAUUACUAUUAAGGAAUUUGUUCUUCGAAAAGUCUUCAAAGCACUGGACAAAGACGGGAGUGGCACACUGUCGAGAACGGAGAUCGAAGACGCUACCAAAAAGGAGAAAGGUCUGGAUAUCUCGGCUGACAAGAUUGCAGAGCUGCUAAUCGUACUGUCCAAAGACACGAGGGAUGACCAUGUGGACUACGAGGAAUUCCUGCGGGUGUUCGGCGUGCAGUCUACUGCCACCGUCAUGCACGGCAUCUUCCAGAAGCUGGACGUUGACAAGAGCGGUUUCCUGACCAAAGACGAGAUCCUGCGCGCCGUGGAAGCUGAGUCGGAGCUGCGGAUGCGAGCAGACAAGAUUGCCGACCUGCUGAUCUAUUGGUGCAAGGACAAGGAUAAGAAAAUCGAUUACAACGAGUUCGUUCAGGUCUGGCUCAAGCAGAAAUAAAAAUCCAAAGACAUCUCUCUAUGCCAAAGGUCUGGGACGUUUCGCUGGGUCGUGCUCUGAUAUAAAGUUGGGGCCAUACACGAGUGAUUUUUUUGUCUAGAGUUAACAAGGUGACAGAAAAUAAAACAUAUAAGAAGUAAGAAAAACCAGAUGAUUAUUAUGGAUCACUAUUAACUUGUUCAGGGUAGUCGGGAAACAAUGUAAAUCAAUGCAGUAUGGUCACUAUUGAUGGUAAUGUCUUUAACUAAAUUAUGCUUUUGUCGCAAACAUCUGAUUGGCCUUUUCAUAAAUGAGAGGAAGCAUAUACAGGAAUGGACACGCAUAAUUUGUGGCUGCACUGUAUCAGUGGCUUUGGAAGAUGUUAAGCAUUUUUUUUUUUUUGGGGGGGAAGAGACUCUAUUCUGACGUUCACAUUCUUGUUCCCUUAUUAUCUUAUUUUGAGGUGGCGGCUGCUGCCCUGGUUCCUAUGCCACUGUCUUCUUCCGGGUAUCUGUCAGCAUACAGAUCCCAGUAGUCUAGUUACUUCAGUGCAUUGAAGCAGACGACAAACGUCGGUCUGUCGGAGCAAGAGUGACUUUUUUCGUUUCUGUAUUUAAAAAAAAAGUAGAACGUAUCUGCUUUCAUUUGAAGUCAUAUUUAUUGUUAUCUGUUGAAUAGAAAUAUUGAAUGAUAUACACACUAAUUUUCAGUCCGCAUGGACCUUAUUGUAUGACUGUGAGUCGCUGUUGUCUGCAUCCUCAAUCUGGUCAAACCCUCUUCCGGAAAUAACUGUUACUUCUCUUGGUCUGUGGAACACCCUUUACAUUCCUAAACCCACUCUCUUAACGCAGUAAUUACUUUUGUAUCUAGUUCCCUGAACUUUUAAAAAACAAAAUUUGCGACAAGGUUAUUUUUCCACAAAUCAGAAUGUGUAUACUCGGUAUUUUUAUUGCUGUCUAGUAUAUCAAACGGGAAUAAAAUGGUACAGAUAUCUGACACUAACUGAUCGGUAUCUCUAAAUACUUCAAGAUGCAACAGAACAACGAUCAACCAUAUGUUUUAAAAAUACUUGUCUCUCGAUCACAGAUAGAUUUUCAUCUUUUGCCUUUAAUUUAUGAGAAAAACUUUUACAUAGCUCGCAUGUUGAUGAUCUCCCCUGUCUAGCACGUUGGCAGGUGAGUGGAGGUGAGCAUCGCCUCCGCUCUGCUUUGUGCAGACUGCUAUGGUGGACGUAUACUCUGUUACCUGCUGUGUAAUGUGUAAGUCAAGUGACGUAGCUGGUAUUUUGUGUUACUAUCAUUUCUAUCUACUUAAAAAAACAAAACUAUGUAUCAAAAAUAAUAAAACGAAAGUUUUUUAUAGCCUUUAAAAUUGUACAUUUCUUUAUGUGUGGUACAUAAAGCCUUUUCUGCCUU
Messenger RNA from Pomacea canaliculata, 2542 nucleotides. RefSeq lists its product as uncharacterized. Bases 114 to 1148 code for a protein of 344 amino acids. The transcript is spliced from 4 exons. Lineage: Eukaryota; Metazoa; Mollusca; Gastropoda; Architaenioglossa; Ampullariidae. The record is from RefSeq and is a predicted model, not a curated record. Gene Ontology annotation, molecular function: calcium ion binding.